This is a messenger RNA of Morus notabilis, 776 nucleotides long. RefSeq names its product DNA repair protein XRCC4. The coding region runs from base 1 to 774 and encodes 257 amino acids. The record is from RefSeq and is a predicted model, not a curated record. The transcript is spliced from 5 exons. Gene Ontology annotation, cellular component: DNA ligase IV complex; nucleus; DNA-dependent protein kinase-DNA ligase 4 complex. Gene Ontology annotation, molecular function: DNA binding. Gene Ontology annotation, biological process: positive regulation of ligase activity; DNA recombination; double-strand break repair via nonhomologous end joining. NCBI's taxonomy places the organism in Eukaryota, Viridiplantae, Streptophyta, Magnoliopsida, Rosales, Moraceae.
AUGGAGGAAUCAAAGAGACACACUUGCUUGAAGCUCGAACCCAAAGACUCCGAUCCAAUCUUCGUCAAUGCCACCUGGUUCCCCUCUCACUUCAACCUCUCCGUCACCGACGGUCACCACGCUUGGAUUUGCCACGCGUCGGAAGAGGAGGUUAGGGAUCGGGCGGCUCAGUGGGACCAGCCGGUGCCGGAGUAUGUGGCGUUGGCCGAGAGGUACUUAGGGUUUCAGCAGCCCGAUUCCGUCUAUGCCUUCGCUGAUGCUGGGGAUGGCCACAAAAGAUUGUCCUGGACUUUUGAGAAGGAAGGGACUAAGCUACAGUGGCGGUGGAAAUGUCAACCGGCACCUGAUAGUAAGAAAACUACAGCAGAGACAUUGGAUUUUCUCAUGGAUGCAAACAUAAGGCUAAGUGAAGAAGUUGUCAUCAAAUCUCAAUCUUUCGAGAGGCUGAAAGUGGAAGCUGAGAAGUGUUUAGAACAGAGUGAGAAGAUAAGCAAUGAGAAAAUGGAGUUUGAAUCUACAUUAUAUGCAAAGUUUCUUGGAGUCUUGAACUCAAAGAAAGCGAAACUCAGAGAGCUGCGAGCUCAGCUUGAAAAAAAUGAUCCUGCUGCUGGGAAAUUGCCACAAGAGGAAGGAUCCACUGACAAAACAGAAAGUUUUGAUGAUGGAAGUGACGAUGGGAAAGGUGAGGAAGAAUCUUCAGAAAAUGUAACGGGCACUUCAAAGGGUGCUCAAACAAGUAGGUCUCGUGGUCGCAAGAGGACAGUGCGGAAGUAGUG